This is a messenger RNA of Peronospora belbahrii, 1305 nucleotides long. Lineage: Eukaryota; Oomycota; Peronosporomycetes; Peronosporales; Peronosporaceae. The record is from the annotation of a GenBank genome assembly.
AUGACGGCUGAAGUAAAUGUGGCACUGACUCUCCAGGUGCCUGAUCUAGAAGCUAUUGAUCUAAACAGCUUAUCCGAGACCUCGUCUACCAUUUCAAGCUUAAGUGUGCACCAUGUGGGUGAUAAUGAUCAUGAUGUAAACAGUUUUAAAUCAAAGCAGCUUACUAGUUCUGCCUUGAACAAACCCACAGAGACUGCUCUAUAUCUUACAUCUGAUGGUAAAACGUUCAUCAACACGUGCAUUGCUUUUUUGGGCUCAGGGGUAUUAGGUCUUCCAUAUGCAUUUCGUCAGUGCGGUAUUUUGAUGGGGUUAAUCACGUUACUAGGUGUAGCUGCAUGUAGUACCUAUGCUAUGAUACUUGUUGUACAAUGCAAAUACAAACUAAAGCAACAAGGAGAAAGAAUUACAAAUUAUGGAGAGAUUGGCUACUUUGCGAUGGGUUAUGCCGGUUCUUUUAUUGUAAAUAUGGCACUCGUAAUCUCUCAGACGGGAUUUUGUAUUGCCUAUUUAAUUUUUAUUGCUUCCAAUGCAAACAAAUUCCUGGAUGUGUCAAAGCAAUUGGUCGUGUCAGUGUGUGUGCCUCCACUUGUUGGGUUAUCAUUGCUAAAACAUAUGAGAGAGUUGGCUUACGUAGCAGUCAUUGCUGAUUUGAUGUGCAUUCUUGGGCUUUUGGUCGUGCUUAACAUUGACUUGACUUAUAUGGAGCAGGACCAUGAUGACAUUAAAGUAAUAGGCGUGGUGUCUGCCGUACCAUUUUUCUUUGGUGUGGCUAGCUACUGCUUUGAAGUUGUGAUCAUUACGUCGCUGUAUGCUACUUUUGGUAUCUGUGGAUACCUCGCUUUUGGCAAUGACACUGAUGCUGUCAUCACCCUCAACUUUGACGGUGGCGGCGGGUUGGCUAUUCUUGUUCAAGUUUUUCUGUGUUUUGGGCUCUUCUUUACGUACCCAGUAAUGCUGUUCCCGGUCUUUGAAGUAUUGCAUCCAAUGAUGGCAUGCGGCAAAAAUCUCGAGAGCCCGCAGCCCAGUCAAAUGAAGGGUACAGUUUUGCGCGUGAGCAUUGUAUUUUUCACUGCUGUUGUGGCUGCUGGAAUUCCAGAUUUCGGUCGGUUUAUUUCGUUUAUUGGCUCGACAUGCUGCUCGUUGCUGGCCUUCAUAAUGCCAGCAUUCUUUCAUUUGUGUCUAUUUUGUGAUGAACCGCCGACCUGGAAAAGUCGAUUGCACCAUUUUUUGUUGUGUGCAAUGAUGAUCUUAGGGUUUGCAAUGCUCGGUGUCGGGGUUGUCGAGGUUUUCAACAGCGUACACUAG